AUGCAUCUAUUUCUUGGUUGGCGUCCAAUGCAAGAUCGUAUUGGUUAUUUAGGCCAUACGAUUGAACGUUGCUUAUGGGGUGAUGGUCGUGCUCGUCAUACAUUUUUAUUAGCAUCAACGAAUGAACAUCCUUUGGUUUUAAUUGAGAUCGAUGUUGGUGAUAGUAAAAAGGGUAUCAAGAAAAGUAUGAAAUUAAAUAUUGUUGAAUUAAAUGAAAUACCGAAAAAAAUUGCAAGAAUUGAAUAUCUGGGUCACAUUAAAUCUUCACAAGCAUAUGAAAAUCUCAUUCAAUCUGCAAAUAGUUUUGUAAAUAAUCAUCCGAAUUAUCAUGUUGUAUGCAAUAAUUGUCGAACCUUUGUGGAAUAUCUUAUUGAUGAAAUACCUGAAUGUCAUAAUUCAAUACCACGUGAAAAUGGUUCUAUACUUGAGUAUUAUCAUGUCAAAGAAAAACACGAUCACCCAGGAGUUUUAGUUAAAAGUCAAAAGCUCAUGAAAUUUCUUCGUGAUCUUCACCGACACAAUAAAGAACAUAAGUCUACUGCAAAAUUGCUAUUUGACUUACAAUCAUCUGCCUUGGACAUUAAUAAUAAUAAUAAUAAUAAUAAUAGUAAAGAACCUGUUGAAGAUCUGUUGUAA
Rotaria socialis is the source of this 636-nucleotide messenger RNA. Lineage: Eukaryota; Metazoa; Rotifera; Eurotatoria; Philodinida; Philodinidae. The record is from the annotation of a GenBank genome assembly.